This is a messenger RNA of Pleuronectes platessa (European plaice), 7077 nucleotides long. Its product is annotated as arrestin domain-containing protein 3. Bases 2781 to 3848 code for a protein of 355 amino acids. Gene Ontology annotation, cellular component: plasma membrane; cytoplasm. The transcript is spliced from 6 exons. The record is from RefSeq and is a predicted model, not a curated record. Gene Ontology annotation, biological process: protein transport. NCBI's taxonomy places the organism in Eukaryota, Metazoa, Chordata, Actinopteri, Pleuronectiformes, Pleuronectidae.
UGUAUGAUGUGUUACAUUUGCAACAGUCUCUUGUGCUCAUUUUGACAAACUCCAGUUACCAGUUCUAGUCUUCCCACGAUCAAAUUCUGUCUCUUCAAUUCAUUGUGAACUGUUUUAUGUUUUGCGUGUCUCUGUUCUGCUGCUGCAACAUCUCAUUCUGCCUAAACUUGCUUCAUGCAUGUUUUCACCAGGUGUUGUUGUGCCUUUAACACACUGUAUGUUGCCAAUGAAGGGUUUAAGUGUCUAUUCUGUUUGUGAUUUACAUGCAUACAUGUAUUUCCUUUUAUUUCUGUGUCAUGCUAAUUGCAUUUGGCCCAUCUCUUCAUGGUAUUACAAGAAGAGAUGGGCCAAAUGCGUCUUCCUAUGGCAUUACUAUUAGGGCCAUAUAAAGAAACCAAGUUUUUAGGCAUUAUUUGGCAAUUUAAUGAGAAAAAGUCCCACUGUUAUAAGAAUAAAGAAAAUUAAAAAAAAUUCUGGAAAUAAGAGGCAAGGACAACGUUUGCACUCCAGAGUUCUGCUACUUCUGGAAGAAAAGUCACAAACCAAUCAUAUUCUUUCUUGAUUUCUUUAAUUUCAUCGUCCUCAAAAGAGGAUAUUCUAUAUAUAUAAUAUAAUAUUCCUUGUAUAAAAUGAAACAUUUAUUUCCCCUUCAUUUAUAACUUUAUUCAAGAAAUAUCUUUGUGUGGCCUUAAAACAUUUUUUUUAUCUGAAAUUAUGUAUAUAUGUUUAUACUUUUAACUAAAACCUGUGUGGUCAAAAAAAGGUUUGGAAAUGGUUAAAUCUGUGGAAAUAUUGAAAUGUAAAACAGUAAUGUCAUUUUUAAUGUGAUAUACACCAAAGUGCUUUGUUUAUACAGCAAGUGACUCUUCAUAGUAUCACAUAUAACCAGAGGCAUAAAGCUUGCUUUGUGGAAACUGUCUGAAGCAUCUCACUGCCAUCAGACAAGAUAUUACACAGUUAUCUCAGCCUGAGUGUGUGUAAAUGUAUGUGUGUGAUUAUUGCCAAUGUUUACAGGACAUGUAUUCAUUGUCAAUAUAACACUGAGUACACUGAGGUAGGAGGGAACAUAUGUUAUAUAUUAUUGCCUCUUAUUCAAGCAGCUGCAUUGAUGUUAAUGUUAUAAAAAAAGUAAUGUAUUGUGUUUAUUGUGUUUUUAUUGUUUCAUCUCAUCUUCUGCCACGUCUUUUAACAGAUGAACUGUUGUCAUAUACACACUGUUUUGUGUGUGAGCUGUGCGGAGCAGUGUUUCACUCUGCAAUCUGACUAAAUUAAAAGUUUAAGGACAAAUGUGCUCAAACUGGUGAUGAGGAGGAUGAGGAUGAUGAUGACCAGCAAGCAGCCGAGUCCUCGACUGAACUGAUUCAAUCCAAUGCACCAAAUUACUUUUUGCUCUCCCAUCAGCGGCGGAAACACUGCUACGACUGUGAAAACGUCAGUUCAAUCUUUUUAGCCCUGCUAUGUGUCAUAGUGAAAACCAUCCACUUGAUUUCCUGGAGGAAAGUCUCCUCGUCUUUGAUUUUGACUCAAAUCUCCCUCUGAUCGAGUCAGAACGGUUGAUAAUCACUAACUUCUGAUAUCUGGCUGUUUUAGUUUUUUUGUGGUAGAUGGCGAGUGAGAGCAGCUUUGCACAUCUCAAACCUUUUACAGGCUUUAGUUCACUGUGUGUUCUCAUCAUCUCAAGCUGCUCCUUUUAACUUGAAUGUGUUUGUUGAAACUAAUGGAAACUAAUGUUUUGAUUUAGCUUGUCAUAUGGUGAGCAUACUGUCUAGCCUCAGCUGCUGCUGGACCUGGACCUCAGUGCCUGUUGUUUAGGUCGAGUCUCAUUCUCGUCACCAACUGAAUUGGUCAAAUAUAUAUGUUGAAUAUUACAUUAUAGUUGUUAUAUUAAUAGUUAUGAUAAUUAAAAUGUCAUAAAUUGCAGCCUAAGCAGUGGUUCUGCCACAGCUGAAAGGAUUUUGAUUAAUCUUCCUGUUUAGUUGCUUUCUCUCUGACAUCACCUGAGAAUCCCGAAAAAAUAAGUGAAAACAUUUUUCUCGUUACCUUCAUCCAGGUCCCAUUCCUUUAUUAAGUUUGGUGGAAAUCAUUUUAUCAGUAAGCCUGUUAAAGAUUAAACCAACGAACAAACUUAACCACCUUUUCAGAGGAGAUGAAACUUUACAUACUAAGAAACACCGACUAAAAUAAUAUUUACAUAUGAUGAGGAAUUCCUACAUGUUUUUCUGUUAAGUUAUAUAAACGUUCUCUUACAAUAGUCAUCCUCACAUGUUUAGAUACCAGGUGAACUGCUGAUGCACCUCCCUUCCUCAUAUUACUCACACUUUCCACUAAACACUUUUACCCCACAUGAUGUGUUGCGUAUGUUGACCACACCCACACAACGAGAUGCAGCAGCAGCUUGUAAUAUGCUACAGCCAUUUCGACAAAUGGUGUUGUUGAACCAUUGUUGAUUUAUACAAGAAACAUAAUAUAUAUAUAUUUACGGAAUUACUGGCUGUAAAUAUCAAAUUGUAUAAAUAUAUAUAUAUAUAUAUAUAUAUAUCCCUCUAUUUACUACAUUUUUGUGUUCCCCCGGAGCAACAUUUAUAUAUUUACUGCCAGUAAUUCCGUCUGGCUGUAAAUAAGCUGAUUUACUGUGCUGUGGUUUAAUCAUUAUCUAAAACUUCAGAGUAUAUCUAUCUGCAGAGACACACCUCACACACAGGAUAUACAACCUGUUCUCUCUGUCUCCACCUGGAACUCGCUUUGUACUCAACACUGUGCUUGGGGAUCACACUUUAUACAUGAUGUCAAACAAUGUGAAGAGUUUAACAGUGGGAAUUAAUCCCAUAUCCAAAAGCGACGUUUUCACCAGUGGCGAUCCGCUCACAGGACAGAUCAAUCUGGAGGUGGCUGGAGACUGCAAAAUCAAUUCACUCGACGUGAAGCUGAAGGGAAAAGCAGAAGUGAAAUGGACCGAACAUAAUGGAAGAACCACCGUAGUGUACCACAACAAAAUGAAGUACUUCAGCAUUAAACAAUCUCUCUUUCAGGAAGGUCGCGGCGCCACUGUCGGCCCAGGCUGCCAUGUCUACCCAUUCAUCUUUCAGAUUCCAGCACAAGAGCUGCCAUCCUCCUUCAAAGCCUCCCACGGAAAGAUCGUGUACACGGUGGAGGUGGUUCUCAGCCGGCCCAUGAAAAUGGACAGUAAAGCUAAGGCUCAGUUCAGCCUCAUGCACAAAGGAAACCCACACAAUGAGGCGUCGCUGAGGAUCCCACAGCACAGUAUCAUCGAUAAGAAGAUGAACCUCUUCACAUCAGGAACAGUGGGCAUGGAUGUAAACAUUGCACAGACAAGCUUCCGCCAAGGUGAAGGCAUCAAAGUUGUGGCCUCCAUUCAGAACAAGUCAUCUCGUGAAAUCAGGCCCAAGUACUGCUUGUACAGGAAGUACAGCUACUUUUCAACAACGAAGAGGCGUGUUGAAACCAAAGACAUCCUGAAAGAAGUGGGCGAAGCCAUUCCGCCUAUGGCCGGUCAGACUGUCACCAGGAUCAUCACCAUCCCUGCCACCACGUGUGCGUCCAUCUUGAACUGCAGCAUCAUCAAAGCUGAGUACAGACUCAGGGUCUAUCUGGAUGUUAAAUAUGCUUCGGACCCCGAGAUCAAGUUCCCUAUAGUCAUCCUGCCUGCUUCACAGGGGCCUGAUGAUGAGAGGCCGCCCCCUGCAUAUGGAUUUGAAGGGUAUGCAAACUCGAGCGUAGGGACCGAUUUCCUACAAAACCCAACUGCCUUUGAACCAUCUGCUCCACCUCCAUCCUAUGGCACAUACGCAAUGUACCCCUCGUUGACUGGUGCUGCUGGGAAGUACUAGAUUCUCAAAUACAUAUAAUGUGAAGUGCGCAGAUAAGUUGUUUAAUUCACGAUAUAACAUGUGACUCUAAUAAGUUAGGGUCUACCACUCGCUGUAAAGUAUUUACUAUGUUUCUGCUUAAACCCUUUCACUCAGACAAGUGGAAAGAAUGCUGCCUGCAAAACCCUGAAGAUAAUCUUAAAUUGUUGGUUGUUGUAGAAGCUAAAAAGUAGAAAAUGUAAUGUAAUGUAGUAUUGGUAGUAUACUACAUUCCAGUGUUCCAUUUAAGCUGUAGCUCCUGUAUCACAGAUAGGAUGUGGUUGACAGUAGCUUACUUCACUUUAUAUCAUUGCAUCAUGUUGAAUGACAAUUGCUCAACUGCUGCAUAUUAUGACACACAGAGAAUGCCUCAGACUUGCUGCUAUUACGUAAACUAUAUGUUCUAUUGCUCCUAAUCAAAUAUCUUAUUCAAGUGAGCACAGAGAACAAUAGACAGUCGUAUUGACGGCUUACAAAAAAAAAAGCUUUAUAUUGUCUCAGGGAAUAAAGGCACCUCUGUGGAUCCAUAAAGUGCUCUUAUUUUUAAUUAUUAUGAAUUAUUGUGCCUGUACCUCAAUCAGUUACUUUUAAAUGAUGUCACUUAUCAUCAUAUAUAUAUCAUACUUGUAUCACACAGGGUCAACAUUACAAUGUUGGACAAGAAUAAACCGGUCAGCUCAGCAGUGCAAUAGUUAAAUUAAAAUAAAAGCAUGGUAGAAAGAGUUUACUAUAAAAAGUCCACAAACAAAACUAUAUACAUUCAAAGUGCAGUGUGAACUUCGAUUUAAUGUAUGACAACUUUAACUGUAGGGAGUCUGUGUGAAUAGUUAUUGUACAGGUGUAUGUAUAGUUAGUUCACUGUGUGUGUAUCAGUUGUUUCACAUUUGAAUGAAUCAGUAAAUCAAUAUAAGCUUCAGAUUGUCUUUGUUAUUUGCUGACAUAUCCUGGAAAUGUGUUAACGGAACAUAUGUGUGUUGACCUUGACACACACAAACACACACACACACACACAUGCACACACAGAUUAAGAUAAUAACUCGAGCCAUGAGAUAAACCAUCAGUCACAAGAUGAUGAACGUUUUCUUUCCAGUAGUGAAUACAUCCCGAAGGAGUCUCAUGCUGGUCUGAUCACAGUUCAUAGAUUAUUGAACUGAUCUAUAUCUUUGACUGACCUUUUAAGUUUAAAAGUGAACAGGAGGUUUUGACCUCUUUUCAAAGGGACACCUCGUCCAACAAGUCAUUUCAUGUGAACAAGGCAGUCCGUACAAUUUGUUUGCAUGCCUAAUAUAACACUCACUUUGUGUGCAAGGGCCUUUAGAGCCUGACACUGUGCCUGUCACGUGGUUCCUGGCUGGUUUCUACACAUGUGCUGGAGGUGGGCGUGGCAGAGCGUCCUUAUAAGGUGACAGCAGCUGGACUCCAGCUGGCCCCUGUGUGCCAGGGGAACCGAUAUUAAAGUCUCAGUCAGAGCUCAAUUGUUUUUCUCAACUUUUGGGGUUGGUGGUUGGCUUGUGUUUUUGCACCACACACCAUUACAGUCACAUUUUCUUACUCAUGCACCCACCCACCAUGCUGAUAUGACUUCAUACAACAUUGUUAGUUUUAGAUAUCCUCCACAUAUUCAUAAUUACUUAAUAAUAAUUUGUUGAUUGUUAUUUUCCAUGUGUCUCCAUCUUUUGUCAUAGCCUCGCGAUUGGUUCAUGACAACCUGUUCGGUUUUUAACUCCUUCCUCUUCAUUAAUUGUGCAUGUGUUUUGAAUUCAAUGUGUAAUAAACCACAGUGACAUCUCCCAUUCGCUAUGAAAGCCUGGUAUGUUUGCAUCUUGGCAGAUUGCUAUUAUAAGGGUUUUCUAGGUAGUAAGUGAAUGCUUCUCCUUCAUUCAUUCACUAGCAGAGUUGUAUAAUUUUAAUAUAGUUAAAAGUUAAUAUUUUCCUUUUCAUCCCAAAAUUCAGAAGAUCUGCCAUAUUGCAGCAGCAAAGACGACAGAGAAGCAUUAGUAAAAUCUAAUAAACACAUGUAAAUAAAAACAGGGGCAAUCUCUAACUAUAAUGAAAUAUAGGAAUGGCAAUAAUACACUGUAAACAGGACAAAAAGUGUGUAAAUGGGAAUGCACCUGACAAUGUUGCAGUUACGGGGACAAAUUGAUUGCACAAACUAAUGGGUUUUGAAAUUGUACCUUAGUGAAUCAGUAGUGCAAUAAUGUGGAUCAUGUAAUCUGGGGAAACUCGUGGUUGGACAUUGUAAUAGAUGCAGGAACUAACUACUAUAACUCUUUCCAUCUUGCACCACUGAGUUCAGACCAGGCUGGGUCUAAAUUGCAAUCACUUUCCAGUUGUGUCAAGAUAACAAUGGACCAACAUCACGCCUGACCACACCUCAUUUCAAACCAAGCACCAAAUCCUGUUAGGGAUUACGGAAUUUGCUAUUUGAUCAUGCUGGAAAAUAACUGAGUGACUUUACCUCAUGAUUGGUACUGCUUUGUCCACUGUGUUUGUUUGUUUGUUUGUUAGCAUGAUUACACAAAAACAACUCAACAAGUUAAUAUGAAAUGUCGUGGAGGGGUGUGGAAAUUUGAAACAGAGAUCCAAGAUUUCUUAACAUUAGCGUUUUUGGACUUAUCUUAUCGUUGCUUUUCUCAUUUCAUCUAAUGUUAUCAUAUUGUAUCGCAUCAUUGAGUAGCGUAACGGACGAUAGGGUAUCGUGGUAUCUAAUCAUAUCUUAUGUUAUUUUAUAUUAUCUCAUCUUAUGUUAUCUUAUCUUAUAAUAUACUGUAUAUUUUCUUAACCUAUCUUUUGAAUCCUACUUUUGUAUUUUUUCAAUUUGCAGUUUUGUUACUUAACUGAUACGGAACGACCAUUAAGGAUAUCCCACCAACUAUUAUCUUAAACAGACAGGAAAUGAAUGAAUAUAUGGUACAGGAAAUAAGAUUCAUCCAACAAUGUAUGUCUAACGAUUAUUGAGGGAAUGAGUGGUAUAGGAAAUAAGUUAUAUCUUAUAAUAAUUAAUAAGUGGUACAGGAAAUGAGAUAUGUCUAAUAAUUAAUGUCAAAGAUUAAUGAGUGAAUGAGUGGGAUAGGAAAUGAUAUAUGGCUAAUAAUGAACGAAUGAGUGGUUUGAGGGGAGGGAGUAAACAUCUUCUCGCUCCCUCCUAAAAAUUAGGACACACCCACUGAAGUUGUUGUGCUUUUUCUCUCGGUUCAGGCAGUGGGUG